AUGGGCGACAUUGAAAAUGCACCGUAUGUUGUUCUCUUGGGUGAUGUUGGCACUGGCAAGUCAACCCUAGUGGAGAAAAUGACAGGACAAACUGGCAGUAGUUCUGGUUCAUCCAUGAGUUACACAAGAUCAACAGAGGUUUUCUGGGUCUCUGACAGCAGUCUUCUUGUGGCUGAUACCCCUGGAAGCAAUGCAUUGGAAGACAAGCUUGAGCAGAAUGUUUGGAUAGCUGGCGCAGUCAGCAGAAGGCCUGUCUCAAAAAUCUUUAUUGUUGUCAAAGCUGAAGCUCGCAUCGACUCUGUUGUCAGUAACGUUCGCAAGUAUGCUGAUUGCUUUGUGGAGCUUCCUAUGGACGUGGUAGCGGUUAUUGUCACUCACAUGGAUGCACCUGAGGUUAAAUGGGCGAAGAAGGAUUUCAUUCCAAAAAUAGACAAAGAACUUGGUAUCGAUACGGUUGUCUUUAGCUCCUUGGACGCAGCCAGUAAGACAUUGGUGUGCAACGUACUCAAGACCUGUGAAGAAAACUAUGAUCUCACAGUCGACAAUGAAAACUUUUUCAAACUCUUCAAAAUCCACAACAACCACCGUAAGAUUCUGAAGUCUACCUCUAAUGAAGUAAAUGGAUUUGUGGCCAAAAAGAAAGCUUUUGAUAAUGCUAGAAAAGCGUUCAGAGGUAAGAAUCGGAAAAUAUCUUAUGUGGAAAACACCACGUUUUUCAUUUUUUAA
Paramuricea clavata is the source of this 726-nucleotide messenger RNA. Lineage: Eukaryota; Metazoa; Cnidaria; Anthozoa; Malacalcyonacea; Plexauridae. The record is from the annotation of a GenBank genome assembly.